UUUAUAAUCAUAAUCCAUUCACAAAGUGAGAGUGUGUGUACAAAUCAUAAUUGCCCCAUUAUUUAAAGGCGAUUCAGUGACUCGAAUUCCGUCAUUAUUAUUCUGACCUCUUAAAGAAGCAAAACAAGAUGAACGGGAUAAAGCCGUUGCUAACCUUGGUAAUAUUCAUAGCUGUCCUUGAAAUAGGCAACUGCGCUGAUGAUGAUAGUUGUAGCGAUUGCUCACUUACCGGCCUUGUCUAUGCUUGCGUGGAUGAGUUCACUUAUGGAGUCUGCUAUGGCACGUUUGUCGUUGAUCCCGAUUCUAUAAAAGCAUGUCCUGAUGGCUAUUAUUGUAGUGUAGAGGAUGGGGUCUUCUGUUCAGCUAAGGACGACUGUAUGUAUGUUUGUUGAAAUCGUCAACAGAGUUUUCUACGCCUCAAUCAACUGAGUCUUCUACGCCUCAGUCUACAGAGUCGUCUACUCCACAAUC
This is a messenger RNA of Drosophila sulfurigaster albostrigata, 471 nucleotides long. RefSeq lists its product as uncharacterized. Bases 129 to 392 code for a protein of 87 amino acids. The transcript is spliced from 2 exons. NCBI's taxonomy places the organism in Eukaryota, Metazoa, Arthropoda, Insecta, Diptera, Drosophilidae. The record is from RefSeq and is a predicted model, not a curated record.